Messenger RNA from Camellia sinensis, 1014 nucleotides. NCBI's taxonomy places the organism in Eukaryota, Viridiplantae, Streptophyta, Magnoliopsida, Ericales, Theaceae. The record is from RefSeq and is a predicted model, not a curated record.
AUGACGAGCUUGAAGAAGAAGUUUAUGUUGAACAACAGUAAGGGAACUAAACCAUCAAUGGUAGAAGAAUUUAAAAAAACCAUGAUGAAGGAAUACACGAUGACUGAUUUGGGACUUAUGAGAUAUUUUCUCGUUAUUCAAGUAAAGCAGUCAAAGGGAGAAAUAUUUAUCUCUCAAGGAAAAUAUCUUAAAGAUUUAUUGAAGAAAUUUUAUAUGUCUGACUGCAAAUCAGUUUCUACUCCAAUCUCUUUAAAUGAUAAGUUGCAAGUAAAUGAUGGAGCAGAGAAAGUCGAUGCUACCACCUAUCGAAAAUUGGUUGGUUCACUAAAUUAUCUCACUAAUACAAGGCCGUACAUUGUUUACUCUAUAAAUCUUAUUUCCAGAUUUAUGCAUGAGCCGAGCAAGCUAAACUAUGCAGCAGCAAAGCGAAUUCUUCGAUAUCUUCAAGGGACCAAGAAUCUCUGCAUCAGGUAUGUGAAAGAAAAUGACAGUAAACUCAUUGGCUUUAGUGAUAGUGAUUGGGCAGGAUCAUUGGAUGAUCGAAAGAGUACAUCAGGUUAUAUACCUUUACCCUAUCUAAAGAUUGGAUAUCUAACUGCAUCACCUGUGGGAAAUCCAGUUGUGCCCCACAGUGAUUGGAAACGUACACAGUUUAUUCUGAAUCAUGAAGGGCUCCGACAGCGAGUUCUACGGGCACCAUGUCAUCAUCACCAUCAUCUCAACGUAGCAGGCCCAUGUGGCACCACAAUGGGCACCACGGCUUGCCUGGACGAGCCUUACCUCGCUAUGGUCCCUCAGGCUCAUACCACAUUCAUUUCCAUAAGAUGUUUAUCUACAGUUGGCAUGAAGCACAUUCUUUUUGUAAAAAGUGCUUUAAGAGGAGUGAAGGUAUUGCAAUCCCCUAUUGGUGACAUUACUUCGAUGAUAGCUAUAGCUGUUGAUGUUGAUGUGCUCUUAUAUGUUUCAAAUAUACUUAUUGGUUAUCCUUUAGGAUUGACAAUAGAUGGAACGUAA